UUUAUCUUAUUAUCAAUUACAGAAAAUGGCCUGUGAAGGAAAUUUGCGAGUUGACAAUCAAGAAACCAUUGAAUGUCUGCAAAGAGAGGCUGAAUCUCUGAAAAAGAAAUUAGAGGAUGAAAAGGCAAAGCUUAGUGAUGUCUUAAUGGGAGCAGCAACAGAUAAAAUACCAAAGAUCGACAACUUUACCAUGAAAAUGAGGAAAAUGUUAAAAGGUCAUCAUGGAAAAGUUUUAUGUAUGGACUGGUCAAGAGACAAGAGACACAUUGUUAGCUCAUCUCAGGAUGGUAAAAUGUUGGUAUGGGAUGCAUUCACAACUAAUAAGGAACAUGCAGUAACCAUGCCAACAACAUGGGUAAUGGCCUGUUCAUAUGGACCUACUGGUGAAGUGGUAGCAUGUGGGGGAUUAGACAAUAAAUGUACGAUCUAUCCUCUGUCAAUGGAUGAAGAUCCUUUAACAAAGAAGAGAGCUGUUGCCACACAUACCAGUUACCUAUCCUGCUGUACAUUUACAAGUUCAGAUAAACAGAUAUUGACAGGAAGUGGUGACAGUACAUGUGCAUUGUGGGAUGUAGAAAGUGGUCAGCUGAUUCAAAGUUUCCAUGGUCAUGCAGGAGAUGUUAUGAGUAUUGAUUUGUCACCUUCUGAAACUGGAAAUUUGUUUGUUUCCGGGGGUUGUGAUAAGGUUGCUAUGGUUUGGGACAUGAGGACUGGUGAUUGUGUACAAGUAUUUGAAGGUCACCAGUCAGACAUUAACAGUGUAAGAUUUUAUCCCAGUGGUGAUGCUUUUGCUACUGGAUCUGAUGACAGCACUUGUCGGUUAUUUGACCUUAGGGCCGAUAGAGAGGUUAACUGUUACCAGAAAGAAAGUUUAAUAUUUGGUUGUAACUCUGUAGAUUUCUCUGUUAGUGGUCGUCUUUUGUUUGGAGGCUACAAUGACUACACAGUAAAUAUAUGGGAUGUCUUAAAAGGAAACAGGGUGUCAAUAUUAUAUGCACAUGAAAACAGAGUAAGCUGUCUUGGUGUGUCACCAGAUGGCACUGCUCUCUGUACAGGAAGCUGGGACUAUACUCUGAAGAUAUGGGCCUAGACUAUCCAUACUAACCACCAGAUGUUCAAGAUCUAACAAAGUAUCACUGAAUACAAGACCAAGAAUAUAACUUUUUAAAAAGUAUAAAUACACAACAUGAACAAAUUGUUUUUCUUCUGUCUCUUAGUACAUUAAUCUUUUCUGUCUCUUAGUACGUUAAAUUGUUUUUUAGUUUUGUCAUGAAUUAUGCAUGUAACAAUUGAUGCAACAAUAAGGGUACUGUAAAUUCAGAAGUUAUUUUGUACAUUUACUAAUGCAAUUUUAUAUAAUAGAAAAAAAUUAGAUAUCAAUUGGCCCGAGAACACAGUUAUUUCGUAGUGCAUUUCUUUUAGACAAUAAAUUCAAAUUAAAAAAAUCGCACCUGCUCUUUCUCAAAAAUAUUUUUACAGUGUAGUGUACUACCAGUGAGACAAAUAAAAUCAAAAUUAUAGAAACUUCUACCUGCUCUAACUCAACAUAUUGACAAUUUUGUGUUAAGGGGGUGUAAAAUUCAGUUUGACAGCUUCAGACGUGAUAAAAAUUGACCUUUUAGAACUGGACCAAAUCACUACUUAACAUAAAGUUUCAGCACCCAAAUUUUUUUGACAUGUAAUUACAUCCCCCUACUUAAUAUUUCAUGCAUUUAAUAUAAAGAAAUAAAUUUGGAAAGUGUAUAAAACAAAACAUGCAAGUUAUACACUGUUUACACUAGGGACUAUAUUCGUAGACAACGAAAACCAAAGGACGAUAACUGUGUCCUUGGACCAAUUAUCACAAUUUUAGAAAAAAUCUGCAUAAAGUCAUAUGUUUUAGAAAUUAGAAAGAGAAAUUGUAUUAUUGGUUUAUUCACUCAGUCAUAUUUUCACAUUAGUUAACAAAUCUCCUAAAUUUCUGAAUUUACAGUACAAGUAUUAUAUGCUAUAUAAUCUUUCACUUUUUCAAUCAACUUUACAUUACACCAUUAUCAUUUUUAUAUCCACAGUACAUCAGUUUUAUAUUUCCUUUUAAUACAUGUACACAUAUUUUAUGCUGGUGAUAUAAAUACACACUUUGCCCCAAAUAAGUAUAUUGAGUUAUUAGAGUCCCCUUAAAGUGUAUGUAUGUUGAUGUAAUGACUUAUCAAGGAAUGCUACUUGUUUUACAGUUUUAGCCAUUUAGAGAAAUCAUUUCUGGAAUUUUAUAAGAAGUUCUGGAUGAGGUAUACAGAAAAAUUAACACUUUUUUUUUAAAUUGAGAAAAAAGGUAUUAAAAGAGAGAAAAAUGGGGUGUUAAAGUAUAAAGAAGAGGAAAAAGUGGGUAAAGAGAAAUGACCUUAAAAUUCAAUAAGUACAAAAAAAACUUUAAAUUUAAGGUUUUAUUUGAUAUUAAAUGUUAUGCUAAUUAGCUGAGUAAAAAGAUUGUAAAACACAAGUAGCAGUAAUGUUUUUGGUUAGAUUCCAUGUUUUCUCUCUGAUAUUUUAGAUCUGAACUGUCUUUUUUCCCCCAAUUUAGCAUAUUAUGUAUUGUAUAAUUUACAUGCUGCAUCAUGUAAUUUGUUAUCAGAUAAGAUUAUUAAAAUUAAAAAUGAUAACUCAUUAGAUUUUAAAAUAAUAUGAAAGAAAAAAAAGUACAUAUUGAUUUUUAUCCAAAAACAAACAUUGUACAAUAAGUUAUCAUUGCAUAGGAAAAGAUGAUAGUUUAUAGAUUGUUAUCCACAUAUUUAUAAUGUAUUAAUAACUAAAAUUUAACUCCCCUGAUUUAUAGUAUGACGCUAAUAAUUCAGCCAGCAUCAGUCUUGUAGUGCUGAAUAAAUAGAAUAAUUUAGCCAGCAUUAGUCUUGUAAUGCUGAAUAAAUCAAAUGUGUUAGUUAUUUCAUUGUUAUCCAUAUUUUUUUUAUCUGAAUUCCUUUAUUUAUAUUUUAGAUAUAUUUAUAUAUGUGUUUCUUAUUAUAUAUUUUAUGUUUCUGCUGGCAGUAAUUAGAAUUAAAUAAUCAUAAUUGUUCAAAGAAAACAACAUUAUCAAAUUUAAAUAGUUAAUGUUAAAAGAAUUGUUGGUAAUUGAAAACUUGAAGAUUAGCUGAUAUACUUUAUAAGAAUUUUCAGUAUACGCUAAAUUUAUCUUAUUCUAUAAAGUGUUAUUCAUUUCUGCUACAGUCACUUACACUUUCUUUUCACAUAUUUGCCAUUCAAACAAAAAAAAUAAAAUGUUUUUAAAGGAAGAUGAAAAUGUCUUUAAAUUUUCAUUAUGGUAUGAUUAAGAACAGAAUAUUAUAUUUUCAUAGAAUAAAUCGUUCAAAGUUUAUUACAUUAAAUGAAAAAAGAACGAAAUUCAUUAUAUUACUGUAUUAUUAAUUAAAGUGCUAGUUAGUUGGCUUUAUUGAUGCCUACAAAAGAACUAUAAAAUUAUACAUCCAUUAGAUUGAAUCUUGCAUUUAAGGUGGUACCUAACACUUCAGGGAGAUAACUCUGUAAAAUCAGCUAAACGUUUUAAUUACGUUGUGUUGUAAAGGGAAUAUAAAGCUUCUCAAUGAUCAAAAUAGGUGUUUGUCAAACUGCUAUAUAACCAGUGUAAUUUUUCUGACAAAACAGUUGGUUGAAAGUUUUUGAAAUUUUUAUAUUUUUGUUAAAGGGUCAAAGUUAAUACUUUGACAAAAUUUUGUGAAAAUUAAACGAGCCAAAUUAAUUUUAGUAAAAGUGUUGGGUACCACCUUAAACCACAAAAGUUAUAAGAUGAUGGUUAUCAAACUUAUUGAAUCCACAAAAACAUGAAAGUACUCAUAAUACAAGAGGUGUGAAUAGAGAGUUUCCUCCCCUUUAUUGAUCCAUGCCAUCUUUUAUUUGCUUGUGUAAAAUCAUAGAGAAGACAUACAUUAUAGAAUUUCAUUUCAUUUUUAAAAUUCUGUGACCUACCACUGAAAAAAGUAAUUUUUACCUCAUUAACAAGUUGUGUUUUGUCCCAUUUUAAUAAAUUUUAUUUAAACUAUGUAAUUCUAUGUGCAAUAUAUUAUUUACCAAAAAAAAGUGUGCUCAUUUUUACAACAACUGAUCAAGAGGCUAAGAAACAAAAUGAAGGUACAUUGAAAAUUUGAAAUCACUGAUUUCUAACAAUUGUGAACAAAUCUGUUUUAAAAGAUUAAACAGGAAAUGUCAUUAAAGUGCUUUUAUAUGUAUUUAUUGCAAUUUAAAGUGGCUACAAUGUAUUUAAUGUUUAAACAGAACACCUUUUAACUAAUUCAGAUGCAAAUAAUUAAAUACAUGUACAGAUAUAUUUUAGUUAUAUUGUUAAAUAUUUGCAAACUAAUAAUAAUACACACAAAAAAAACAUGUGUUGGUUACAUUAAUAAAUCAGUUAAUGACAUUUGAAUAGACAAUAUUGUUAAUGAGUAUAUAAAGUAUUUGUUUAUGUAUGUUAUAGAUAUUUUUAACUAUUUGUAUAGAGUCAGUACCAACUGAUGCAAUAUUUUGUUAUUUUAUUUCUAGUCGAUGUUGUCUGUUAUAUAGAUAAUCCUUUUUGUAUUAUAAGAUAUACAAUAAAUAUAUAGAUA
Molecule: messenger RNA, 4592 nt
Organism: Mytilus trossulus (common blue mussel)
Lineage: Eukaryota; Metazoa; Mollusca; Bivalvia; Mytilida; Mytilidae
Product: guanine nucleotide-binding protein subunit beta-5-like
Exons: 10
Coding region: 26-1090 (354 amino acids)
Biological process (GO): G protein-coupled dopamine receptor signaling pathway; G protein-coupled receptor signaling pathway
Cellular component (GO): cytoplasm; heterotrimeric G-protein complex
Molecular function (GO): protein binding; signaling receptor complex adaptor activity
Source: RefSeq, a predicted model, not a curated record